AUGACCUCAACCGAUUAUAAUGAUUCUGCUGCGGCGACGCUGAGGUGGGUCAAGGUACGCGGUAUGCAGGUCUUUUGGCCCGCGUGCGUGUACAAGAGCUAUUCAGCAGCCGUAGCGCAUACACACGAUGUGUGGUCGCUUCGGAAUGAAAAACCCGUGCUGGAUGCAGAAGAUCGCAUCGUCUAUUUCUUUGGUGUGGGGCCGCGGGCCUGCCACGUGGUUGCGACGGGCUCAUCGCCCAAUUUGCAGCUCUGCGUGGCGCAUGAAGACGACCUCUCUUUUGAGACGUGGACAACCGCUGACGAAUUCCCCGUGCUCUGCGCCAAACAUCAGCUACCAGAUGAAACUGUGAAACGCGCGCAAAACAAUCCUUGCUUCAUGCGUGCCUGUGACGAGGCUGCAACAUACGCACACGACGUGCACACAGAUGCACAGGCCGCGGAACUUUUUGUGACAUUACUGACCAUGGCGAAGACGGCACACAAGACUGGCAAGGCCGUUGUGCUGCGAAAGCUCAUUUCUUCGCCUCCAAAAGCCAAUGUCAAGACCACUAAGAAAUCCAAAGAUGCGACUCCAGAGCGAAAGCCAACCGACAUAGUCAAGCUGCUUAUGGACCCUGGCAUGACAGCUAUAGUAACUAAAUGCUGGCAAAAAAUGAUAGAGACUGGCUGGGAGACCAUGACUCAAGGGGACGGACAGGUACUUUACAAAAUGCCUGGCACAAGUUUCUUUGAUUUUGUCCCGAACGUAAAUCUCUUUGACUCGCUUGAGAAGGCUUGUGAAAGAUUCUUGGGUGACUGGGUAAACAUCACGACUGACGAAAGUGAUCCCGAGCUGACAGAAUCUCUGUGGCUUGUGGCAGUUGUCAAUGGAUGGGAAAGUAUGGAGACGUCAAGCGAAACUUUGUACAAGAAGAUAGACUUGUCAUUUGACCAGUGGGUGCCCAAUGUGACUAUUUUUCGAUCUAAAUUUCAGGCUGUGGCCAACUACCUGAACGAUUGUGGUCUUACAAGCUUCACAGACAACAACACAUUGAAAAAGCAAUUAUCUGAGUCUGACGCUGCUGAGUCGGACGUUGAGAUGGUAGAACCUGAGUUUGAGAAUGAAGAGAAGCUAAUCCAAUCUAUCGAUGAUAGCGAAGAAUAUGCGGAAGAGAACAAAGAUGUAGAAGCAAAUUCUUGUGUGGGAAAAGAUGUCCGUUUUAUGAAUGCGGCAGGUGAAUUGAGCGUGGCGAAGACGAUUACUGAGGCUCCCACGAAGACACUUGAGAAGCAAGCCAAACUGGUGCAAAAUGAGUCAAAACUAAGCAGGCCAAAGCAAGUGAUUCCUCCUUUUAAAAUGGCGUUUGGAAAACUAGAAAGCGAAUUAAAGCGCCGGGGAUGGUACUGGAAGAGCGGUGGUCUGCAGUGGAAUUAUUACCAGCCAUACUGCAAGACAAAGGAUAAUAAAGCCCUUCAGCCCAAUGUUGACUACUUCUGUGGCCGCGAAGAGCUUGAGGAGUAUCUUAAUCGCAGUGGCGAGUAUGAACAUAUUUUUGCAAAAUUGGAGGAAGACCACAUUCGGCAAUUUAUUACUGAUAGUGAAAAUGAAUCUGAUCAAGGUGAUGAUUGCGAUUCAAGCUGUUUGAAUAGUCUGGUUCAAAUGCAGACGAGCACGCCAAUGCCAAUCGUGAAAUCGAAAGUAACGAGAACUUUUUCGAGAGGAUACCCUAAUAGAUCAAAAAAUACAAGUCGUUUUCGACGUGCUCGGUCCAAGUCCUCCGUGCGAGCACCAUGUGGCUUAUCAUCCCAGACCACAUUAUCAGAGGUCAAGUUUGGUGAGAUCUGGCGUAUCCUUUCAGAAGAUGGCUGGCACUAUCGUUAUGGCAUCCUCGAGUGCGACUACUUUAAGCCACACUGCGCUACGAUCAAAGACGGCUCACCAGGAGUUGAUUACUUUCAGACAAAGGACCAACUAAUCGAAUACCUAAAAAGCAGUGGUUUAUGGAAUAAGACGGCUGCACGUGUGCGGGCUGAAGCUGCUAUGGAUACAAGCGAUGGAUCUCUGAGUGAUAGCGAUGCAGAGUCGACGACUUUUACUCGCAAGCGAAAACGCCAUCAGAGCACCCCAGUUUCGCAGCAUGAUGACAAGAAAAAUAAUUUACAUUGUACCCCUAUUGAAAAAGAAAUAGUGACGAAUGAUCUCUGUUGCAAUGGUCAAGACACACAAACUACUUCGCCUGCUUUCAUGGAAGUAAAUGGCAAAGAAAGUAAUGGUAGCGGCCGAAAGCCACUUAGAAACCUUGCGAACAGCUUUACACCUUCACCGAAUACUGAACUAAAGAAGAAAAGUUUUCAGCGAUCCAGCGUCAAUGUUGAUUCAACAGAUAUCGUAAAGGAGGCAACUCAUAUGGAUUUGAUUCGAUGCGCAAUUCAGAAGCUUACAGCAGCAUAUAUUCCGACUAACUUCUGUCACCGUGAAGAAGAGUUUGACGAUAUCCGAAACUUUUUCCGUGAUUGUUUCAGAGGAGAUAAAAAUUCUAGUCUGUAUAUCUCAGGUGCACCGGGAUGCGGCAAGACGGCUCUAUUUAAGGCGACUCAACCAGAAAUUGAAGAAAUUUUUCGGGAAUGCUGCCCUCAGCAAGCUCAGAAACCUGUUCAUUGCCACGUAAACGCCAUGACCCUUGCUGGCUCGUGUGCAUUGUUCUGCAAACUCGCGAAGGAUCUCACAAACGAAUCAUUUUCAAAUGGGAAUGAGGCAUUUGAGGCCAUCGAACGUGCGACAACUCGAGAACUUAAGUCUUCCAAAACAAUGAUUUUGAUCUUAGACGAGAUCGAUAUUCUAUUGAAAAACAACCAAAUCGAGGAUGAUCUGUGUAGGCUUUUUAAGCUUGCCCAUAAAGCUACAAACAGCUUUAUUCUCAUUGGCAUUGCCAACCAGGUGGACUUUACUGAGCGCCAUAUGCCAAUGCUUCAGCAGCAAAUGCCCGACUGCUCACCACGGGUCAUCAUUUUUAAGCCAUAUAACCACCAAACUAUUGAGCAGAUUUUGAUUGAUCGCCUUGGUGGAGAGACGGCGGCAUCUAAACUCGUAAGCCCUCAUGGUAUCACGUUCCUGGCUCGGAAAAUAGCUUCAACAUCGGGCGACAUACGACUAGCAGUGGACACGUGUCGUCGCGUUUUGCAGCACAAGCUGGAUCAGACAGAAAAGGAAAAUGCGGAGAACCCGUUGGAUGAUACUGGAUUGGGACGCCCGCUCCCCUUAACGGAUAUGUUGCGUAUCAUAAAAUACGCUCUGGAGUCAAAGAGUGCGCUUAUUAUUCGCUCGCUGCCGCGUAACUUGCAGAUGAUUUUAUUCGCCGCAACUCGAUUACUGCUCGUAGCGGCUAACCGUGCCACUGAGGAUGAAAGCGAGACGGCGCCACUCUUGUGUGUUGACGAGCUUUACUCAUGCUAUUGUGAGGUGAGCAAGGACGCAGGAGUUUUCAAGCCAUUGUCGAUGCGUGACUUUAGGAAUGCGCUUGACACGCUUGGUGAAGAGGGUCUUAUCGCGGGACCAGAGCUACGAAAACACCUAGUUAAAGUGCUUUGUAGCACAAGCGAGCUACUUCAGAGCUUUCGCAAAGACGCUUUUCUCUCUCGGCUUGUUUAA
Molecule: messenger RNA, 3630 nt
Organism: Plasmopara halstedii
Lineage: Eukaryota; Oomycota; Peronosporomycetes; Peronosporales; Peronosporaceae
Product: cell division control protein 6 homolog
Exons: 2
Coding region: 1-3630 (1209 amino acids)
Biological process (GO): mitotic DNA replication checkpoint signaling
Cellular component (GO): nucleus
Molecular function (GO): DNA replication origin binding
Source: RefSeq, a predicted model, not a curated record